Messenger RNA from Pleuronectes platessa (European plaice), 5839 nucleotides. RefSeq names its product oxoglutarate dehydrogenase b (gene ogdhb). Bases 265 to 3333 code for a protein of 1022 amino acids. The record is from RefSeq and is a predicted model, not a curated record. NCBI's taxonomy places the organism in Eukaryota, Metazoa, Chordata, Actinopteri, Pleuronectiformes, Pleuronectidae. Gene Ontology annotation, cellular component: oxoglutarate dehydrogenase complex; mitochondrion. The transcript has 23 exons. Gene Ontology annotation, molecular function: oxoglutarate dehydrogenase (succinyl-transferring) activity; thiamine pyrophosphate binding. Gene Ontology annotation, biological process: tricarboxylic acid cycle.
CGCCCCGGACGGGACUGUGCCGCUGAGUUUGCUUCUCAUUCACAGAGACAGAGGAGGCAGGAGGGACGCGCCUGUGGCGAAGGAUCCAGGGUCGUUGAACAGGAGACAGGGUCCAGGAUCUGUGAAUAAAAGCUGCCUCACCGGUUCAGAGGGAGCAAGAGUGGCAGCUACUGAGGAGCCUGGGGGGGUCUUUCUCCGGACCGUGCUGCUGCAUUCUUCUUUUGAGAAGGGUUGGGGGAGAGGAGCUGUGACUGAACAGCAGCCAUGCACCGCUUAAGGACUACAGUGGCAAGGCUUCGGCCUUUAACGGCUGCUCAGACAGCACAGAGCCUAUCACAGCCCAGACUGCUGGUGGUUGGAAGGAGUUUAAGGACGUUUCAGCUUGCAAGGUGUUUGAACACAUCUCUGACUGCUGAGCCCUUUCUUAAUGGCACUAGCUCUAACUAUGUUGAGGAGAUGUACUCUGCGUGGCUGGAGAAUCCUAGAAAUGUGCACAAGUCCUGGGAUAUAUUUUUUAGAAACGUUAAUGCGGGGGCUCCGCCUGGUGUGGCCUACCAGAGCCCUCCUCCCAUCAGUGGGACUUCUCAGGGACUGCCCAGUGUCCAGGCACUGGUGGGAGGUCAGCCCAAUGUGGAGAAGCUGGUGAAGGAUCAUCUAGCAGUACAAUCACUCAUACGAGCAUACCAGGUACGAGGUCAUCACAUAGCGAAGCUGGACCCCCUGAACAUCGGCUGUGUAGACUUUGACGAUGCCCCGUGUACCGUUGGUUUCCAGAACGUCGGUCUAUACGGGCUUUCAGAGUCCGACCUGGACAAGGUGUUCCGCCUUCCCACCACCACCUUCAUCGGUGGCAGCGAGACCAGUCUGCCACUCAGAGAGAUUAUACACCGCCUUGAGACGGCCUACUGUCAGCAUAUCGGAGUAGAGUUUAUGUUCAUUAAUGACGUGGAGCAAUGCAAGUGGAUCCGACAGAAGUUUGAGACACCAGGAAUCAUGACGUUUGGUCUGGAGGAGAAGAGGACUCUGUUGUUCAGAAUGAUCCGAUCCACCAGAUUUGAGGAGUUUCUCCAGAGGAAGUGGUCAUCGGAGAAGCGGUUCGGUCUGGAAGGCUGCGAAUCACUCAUCCCUGCCCUUAAGACCAUCAUAGAUUGGUCCAGUCAGAGCGGAGUGGAGAGUGUGAUCAUGGGGAUGCCCCACAGAGGUCGGCUGAAUGUGCUCGCUAAUGUCAUCCGGAAAGAGCUGGAUCAAAUCUUCUGCCAAUUUGACUCCAAACUAGAGGCUGCAGAUGAGGGAUCUGGUGAUGUGAAAUAUCAUCUUGGGAUGUAUCACAAACAUAGGAACAGGGUCAGCGACAGGGACAUCACCAUGUCCCUCAUGGCUAACCCGUCCCACCUGGAAGCAGUGGACCCUGUUGUGCAGGGGAAGACCAAAGCUGAACAGUUCUACUGCGGGGACACAGAGGGCAAGAGGGUGAUGUCAAUCCUGCUUCACGGCGAUGCUGCAUUUUCAGGCCAGGGUAUCGUGUACGAGACGUUCCACCUGUCUGACCUGCCCUCCUACACCACCCACGGCACCAUCCAUGUGGUGGUUAACAAUCAGAUUGGCUUCACUACAGACCCCAGGAUGGCACGUUCAUCUCCCUACCCCACGGACGUAGCGCGGGUCGUAAACGCUCCCAUUUUCCACGUCAAUGCAGAUGAUCCGGAGGCUGUGAUGUACGUGUGCAAUGUAGCAGCUGAGUGGAGGAACACCUUCCACAAAGAUGUUGUUGUAGACCUGGUGUGUUACAGACGUAACGGCCAUAAUGAGAUGGAUGAGCCCAUGUUCACUCAGCCGCUGACGUACAAGCUGAUCAAGAAGCAGAAAGGGGUCCUGCAGCAGUUUGCUGAAAAACUCAUCACUGAUGGAGUCGUCACGACACAAGAGUACGAGGAGGAAGUGGCGAGGUACGACAAAAUCUGUGAGGAGGCUUACACUCGCUCCAAAGAUGAAAAGAUCCUUCACAUCAAACACUGGCUGGACUCACCAUGGCCUGGUUUUUUCACACCGGAGGGUCAACCAAAGAGUAUGAGCUCCCUUUCGACUGGCAUCAGUGAAGAGGAACUCGGCCACAUCGGAAACAUCGCUGCCUCUGUCCCAAUGGAAGAUUUCACCUUACAUGGAGGUCUGAGUCGUAUCCUAAAGGGCCGUGCAAACAUGGUGAGUCAGCGAGUGUGUGACUGGGCCCUGGGCGAGUAUAUGGCCUUCGGCUCCCUGCUCAAAGAGGGAAUCCACGUACGUCUCAGUGGGCAGGAUGUGGAGAGGGGCACGUUCAGCCAUCGACACCAUGUUCUUCACGACCAGAACGUUGACAAGAAGAUCUGCAUCCCCAUGAACUACAUCUCCCCUGAUCAAGCUUCUUACACUGUCUGCAACAGUUCUCUAUCUGAAUAUGGAGUACUGGGUUUUGAAUUGGGCUUUGCCAUGGCCAGUCCCAACGCCCUGGUCCUGUGGGAGGCCCAGUUUGGAGAUUUUAACAACACAGCUCAGUGCAUCGUCGACCAGUUUAUCAGCUCAGGUCAGGCCAAGUGGGUCAGACACAACGGCAUUGUGAUGCUGCUACCUCAUGGCAUGGAGGGAAUGGGCCCAGAGCACUCGUCUGCCCGUCCUGAAAGGUUUCUGCAGAUGUGCAACGAUGACCCUGAUGUUUUCCCUAAACUGUCAGAGGACUUUUCGAUGCGUCAGCUCUACGACUGUAACUGGAUCAUUGUCAACUGCUCCACUCCCGCAAACCUCUUCCAUGUCCUCCGCAGACAGAUCCUGCUGCCAUUCAGGAAACCUCUGAUUGUGUUCACACCCAAGUCGUUGCUGCGCCACCCAGAGGCCAGGUCCAGCUUUGAUGACAUGCUGCCAGGCACCCACUUCAAGCGUAUAAUCCCAGAUGUCGGGCCUGCAGCUGCCAGCCCAGAGAAGGUGAAGAGAGUAAUCUUCUGCAGCGGAAAGAUUUACUACGAGCUGACCCGGGAACGCAAGAACCGAGGCAUGGACGAUACUGUAGUUGUUGUCCGCAUCGAACAGCUCUCACCGUUCCCCUUCGAUCUGGUGAAAGCGGAGACUGACCGCUACGCCAAGGCUGAUCUAGUUUGGUGUCAGGAAGAGCACAAGAACCAGGGUUACUAUUAUUACGUCAAUCCUCGCCUCAGUACCACCAUCAACCACACCCGUCCCGUCUGGUAUGCUGGACGUGAUCCCGCAGCAGCUCCAGCUACAGGGAACAAACAAACUCACCUCAUGGAGCUGCAGCGUUUACUGGACACAGCGUUCAAUCUGGAGGCAUUCACAGGAAAAGUGUAGUGACUGGUCCAGUCCUUCUUUCACUCGCCCACAACACACAUCAGACUGUGUGACCCCCCCCACAGACUCAUUCUCCCUCCUUUGCAUUGAUGUGUUUUUUUCCUCACUCUUCACAUAUCAGACCUGGUAACAGGUCUAAUCCUUAAACACAACCCACAAUAACCUACUGACUUUAAACAUUGUUACUAUGAAGACCUCAUGUUCACAGUGAUGGUCACUACUGUUAGGAAACUAUGAGAGAACCUGCAAUGAAUGUAUAACUUUAUAAGAAAUUAAUUUUCAAGACAAAGAGAUUUAGCUUACGUGUUUGAUUUUUUAAGAUUUUAUUAAUCUAAAAAUAAUUGCUUUGGGACUAAAUGCUCAUGAAAUGAAGAUAUUUUUUUUUUAAAGGAGACAUAUUAUGCCCAUUUUACCACAGUUGAUAUGGUUCCUUGGGGUCUUAAUAAAAUGUCUGUAACAUAUUUUGGUCAAAAUACCACAAGGAUCAUUUAAAACAGCACCCUUUUUCACUGUCUAAAACAGCCCUCAUUGACCUGUUUUGAGUGCCCCCCCUCAGCCCCGGUGAGCCUGACUGCAAGAGCCCAAGCUCCCCAGCGCAGCCCCGCAGUGGCAGCAGUGGCAGCAGUGGGAGCUUGAGCUGGCGCAGCAGCAGCAUCCUUCCACACUGUUGAGUCAACGUUUAGAGGUGCCCCGGGGGUCCCUUGUUUAUCCGGCCACCUAAAUGUCUGACGGGUAGCAGCAGCAAGCUAACGCUAGCGAGCUAACCGGGCCGGUGGAGCCCGGCUAGCGUUAGCUCGCUCGUCCAAGGCCAUGUAGAGAGACUCCCUACAUGGGCAUGGUGUGACCAAGACGUCUAUUUCAGUCGUAAUCCCAUUGGACGCACUCUAGCGUAUCGUUUCUAACAUAGAGGAACAACAACAAAUCGCGGGAUUUGUUUUUUUUCAGUGUUUUUGGGACGGUAGAAAUGCCAGAUACCCAAAUUAACAUGUAGAAGCACUACAAAGUGGAAUUUUCAUAAUAUGUCCCCUUUAAAGGAACAGAGAAAUAAGCUUUCAAUUUCUUGGAAGAGAAGAUGUUUUUAUAUCAGCUGUUCAGGUUAGCUUAGCACAGAGACUGAAACGGGUUGGGACAGAAAGUCCAAAGGCAACAAAAUCUGAAAAAGCUCACUCACAAGUUAUACCUCAUGUGUUUAAUCUGUUCAAGUGUAAAAAUUUCAGUUUACAUUAUUAUAGGUAUUAAACAUUGAUCUAAAGUGUGCUGUAUUUCCCCAAACAUCUAACUGGAUUUUCAUGGUUAUGCUAAAGAAUGUCUCUACAGUGUGAUGACGACUGCCGUGCAACCCUGCUCUCUGGUGAAAAAAUAAAACAAAAAUAUAGACGAUGAGCAGAAGCGGCUGAAUAUUGAACUGAAACCGGUGCCAUUUGUAGGGAACCUGUGGCUGCAUAUUAAUCCUAAAAAUGUGACAACUUGAGCAGUGUCUCCUGUGUGAUCUCAGGGAGGAGGCACCCCUGUUUGACUUCUCAUUAAUUCACCUCUUUUCCCAAUUUGUAUUUUAUGCUUGAAUUCUUCCCAUUUCCUAUUUCCAGUUUCCUGACCGUCCCUCCACAUAAAUGUAAACACCUGUCUGUGCCAAAUGUAACAGAAUACUUGCAAUGGAAAUUUUGAUAAUAAAAAUAAUCGUGACAUAAGUAAAGACAUGAUAAUCCUCAGCUCCUCAGAAUGGAAGGAUGUAUUUAUUUUCAUAAAGUGUACGUUUUAUUGUUUUCAACAAAAUAAAAAAUUAAUUAUGCUUGCAUUAACAAGACUUAUUAUGAUUGCAGCAGAGCAGGGUUCAGUCAGUGUAAGUCACAAUAAUAAUGUUAUUGUUCCAUCACAACAAUCCAGACCAGUGAUUCCUUAAACUAGGGGUCACAAGCCCCCAAGAGGUCGCAAAAUAAUCGUCGCAGAAAUCUAAUACAAUUUAAGAAUAAUUAGAAAUACAAUAUUUUAGUCAUAAUUAUUAAAAAAUAAAAUAAUUUAAAAAGCAAUGAUCCUUCUGCAACUCGUCCUGAUUUUUGUUUUUGGCCCAAACAAGAUCAAAUCAGUAUCUUCUGUUUACUUCAUCACAGCUGGGAUAAUGGAGGUUGCGUUCAGGGGCACUGGUAAGGGGAGAUGUCCUGUGCAUAUGCCCACUGGUCUCUAUACAUAUGACAAUGUAUAUAUUGUGUCAAGCAACAAAUUAUACAUAUAAUGAAUAAAUCUAUAGACAUUAAGGUGGUUAAUUUAAAGUGAUUCUACUGGAUAAUUCAACAGUGGCCAUGAAAUCUCCUUUUACUAUACAUAUUCAAACAGUGCUUAUUUUGCUAUUAAUAAAAGUUUUCUUUUAACCAUUUUAAUUCAGGCACUUAAUUGCACUUGUCUUUUUAAACCGCUGCUUUUUUGCAUAGUCUUUUAACUGUUUAAAUCCACUGUAUUUUGUACACGUAAGGGCGGAAUCACAAAUAAACUUGAACCUUGAAACUUGAAA